Messenger RNA from Erpetoichthys calabaricus (reedfish), 6170 nucleotides. RefSeq names its product extracellular serine/threonine protein kinase FAM20C-like. Lineage: Eukaryota; Metazoa; Chordata; Cladistia; Polypteriformes; Polypteridae. Gene Ontology annotation, biological process: protein phosphorylation. The coding region runs from base 133 to 1749 and encodes 538 amino acids. Gene Ontology annotation, cellular component: Golgi apparatus. The record is from RefSeq and is a predicted model, not a curated record. The transcript is spliced from 11 exons. Gene Ontology annotation, molecular function: phosphotransferase activity, alcohol group as acceptor.
UGUUUGCACCAUGAUAAGAGUGAAAGACAAGAGGGGGGAGAGAGUGGGGAAGAAAUCUGACGUGCAGUGGGCAUCAGGGAGCCCAAGCAAAAUCAUUUUCAGGGAACUUUCUAGAAAGGUGCUGGCUGAGAGAUGACAGCUUCCAGAGCCUUCUUCAGACUUCGACUUCUCCUUCUCCAGAAUGUUCUCCACCGCAAAAUUAAGACCCUCCUCCUGGCUCUGCUGUCCUUGUCUUUUUUUCUUCACACCUUUGUAAUGCUCUCCCCUCUUAUGAAACCUCUGGAGAGGUCAGAUUGCCCUGAAAGAAACACACUCCGACCAGCACAGGUGCCUUCGGAUCCAACAGGCCGGAGGGGUCAGGUCUCUCCACACCUCAGAGUGCUGCAGGACUUCAGUGGCUCAUCAAACAAGUCUUCUAUGGAUGCAUCCAACACCAAGCAGGAUAUUCUCAAAGCUGGCAGUAGACAAGGUCAGCCCACUGUAUCAAAAAUGGCAGCCCUGUUCAGGCAUCCACUCUACAACACAGCCCUACCAGAACUGACAGACGACGACUGGCUUCUGCGUUUAAAAUCUGGUGCCAUGUUCAACGAAAAAGACAGCAACAGCCAGGAAUGGGUGAGCGAUGAGCACGGUUUCGACCUUAUCAAAUGGAAUAGGAGCGUCGAAUCUCACCCUCCCUGGCUACGAUUCCACCUGGGCAUCAACCGCUACGAGCUGUACUCCCGCCACGACUCCAAUGUGGACAUCUUGUUAAAGCAGCUGGUGACUCAGAAAAUCGUGAGUGCAGUUCAGAAGCCCGGCGGCACUCAACUCAAGCUGGUCAUGUCUUUUCCAAACUACGGCCAGGCCCUCUUCAAACCAAUGAAGCAGACCCGGGACCAAGAAACUCCAGCAGACUUCUUUUACUUCUCUGACUUUGAGAGGCACAAUUCUGAAAUUGCAGCCUUCCAUUUAGACAGAAUUUUAGAUUUCCGGAGGAUACCCCCUACAGUUGGACGCCCGAUUAAUAUAACUUCCGAAAUUUGGGACAUCACCAGUGACCGCAAACUGGCCCGCACCUUUUACAUCUCACCAGCCAACAACGUGUGCUUCUACGGCGAGUGCUCGUACUACUGCUCCACCGAGCACGCCAUUUGUGGCCGUCCCCACUUGCUGGAGGCGUCUCUUGCGGCGUUCCUGCCCGACCUGUCCAUCGCUAAACGAAGGAGCUGGAGGAGUCCCUGGAGGCGAUCGUACAACAAGCACAAGAAGGCCGAGUGGGAGACAAAUCCAGAUUAUUGUGCAACUGUCAAAAAUACGCCCCCUUACAACAAGGGCACAAGGCUUGUGGACCUGAUUGACUUAACCAUUUUGGACUUCCUCAUGGGUAACUUAGACCGACAUCAUUAUGAGACGUUUGAACGAUUUGGAAAUGAAACAUUUCUUAUCCAUUUGGAUAAUGGCAGAGGGUUUGGUCGGCACUCCCAUGAUGAGCUUUCCAUAUUGGCUCCGCUACGGCAAUGCUGCAGAAUCAAGCGAUCCACCUACCAUCGCCUGCGUCUGCUGUCCCAGGAGGAGUACCGGCUGAGUGAUGUGCUUCGUGAGUCCCUGUCCAGGGACCCCCUGACACCUGUGCUGUCAGAGCCCCAUCUGUUAGCCCUAGACAGAAGACUGAAGAUCAUCUUGCAGAUGAUCAGCGGUUGUAUGAAGGCUCAUUCUCGGGGUGUUGUGUACGAUGACCUGACACCACCGCGCAGGAGUGGACAAUGACACGGCCCCGUGAAAUCGGAGAGCUGAAAUGUGGGCUGUAGGUCAAGCAUCAGCUGUUGUGUGAAUUAAUUGAGAUGCCUCAACAAAUGGUUAUUGUUGCAAACAAAGUGAGGGGUGGGUGCCAUUGUAGAACUCAUACAUAAAAAUGGUCAGAUUUUCCUUUUCUAGAAAUUUCAGCUGUUAACAUCCAUUGUUCUCCUGACAAUCCAAAUUCAAAAAGAUAAAUGUAGGACUUCUUUAAAUUCAGUUGGGAUGCAGCAGUUUCCAGCAGCUCUACCCAUUAGGAGGGUGUUUGGAUAUGUAAGGAGGACAACUACAUGCCAAAAUAAGGUCAAGCUUUAUUUUUCAUUGGAUGGACAGUUGACCCUUUUGGAUGGACACUAUUGCCAUACCCAUACUCCAAAUACCAACUCAGCUGCUAUCAUUUUAGACUAACUGCGAUCCAUCUCUUACAGCUAAUUCCAAUCAUCAUCGUCAGCGAUAACACGUCUCGAUCAAGGUGCUAUAACACACAAUAAGCUGUUUAGGAAGAGCUUCACACCGGGACACACGCUGUUCCAAACUCCUUCUUUCUUCUAAUGGAUCUCUCAUAUCCGGUGGAGUGGCACAGUCCAAAGACUUGCUGUUGCGACAAGCCAAAAAUCAUCACAAGAGUGUUUGUAGUUCAGAAGUAAUCCCCACCUUGUGUCCAAAGCUGCAGUAGACAGAGUCGUUCAAUUACACUCUUAAAAGUGUCAGAGUGGUUCUGCAGAGCAAUGCCAUAGGGGAGCCAUUUUUGAUUCCCAAAAGACCCAUCCACACGAAGGUUUCAGAAAGAACCAUGUAUUUAUUUAGAUUUGUAACAGGCUCCAUACAGUAAAUCACCAUGAACAGAUGGUAACAGAUUGGUGAAAUACCAGUGGGUCAAGGUAUUAAAAGGAGUCUUGAGCCAUACGAUAACACAGGCUUCCUUAAUCUGUUGGUUGUCCUGCUAGAUAGCCUACCAUACAUGAAAGAUUUCAGUUUUUUGUUUUUUAAAUAUAAGACUUUUUUCAAAGCAUAAAGAACCAACUUCAUAAUAACCCAUCCCAAAAUUACUGUAUAUACUCACGUAUAAGUCGGGUCUUGAAACCCAAAAAAUCGAUCAUAAAAUCAGACCCCCGACUUAUACGCCCGUUCAAAAAUACGACAUCUACAUUUCCUCCAAUCUCGCACCUGUUUCUCAGAUGCAUUGCAUUUUGUUGCAGCAGUGGAGUUACCAAUUUCUUUCACCACUUCAACAACUUUUAAUUUAAAACCAGGUUCAUAUUUUCUUCUGAAUGACCGCUCCAUCAUAGAUCCAGUCAUAUGAAAAAGUUUGGGAACCCCUCUUAACAAUAAAGAUAACAGUGGUAUGUCUUUCAUUUCUUAGGAACAUCUGAGUGCUGCGGUGUUUUCCGAACAAAGAUUUUUAGUGAGGCAGUAUUUAGUUGUAUGAAAUUAAAUCAAAUGUGAAAAACUGGUUGUGCAAACAUUUGGGUCCCCUUGUCAUUUUGCUGAUUUAAAUGCCUGUCACUGCUCAAUGCUGAUUACUUGGUUGGAUGAGCUCCUUAAGCCUUGAACUUCAUAGACAGGUGUGUCCAAUCAUGAGCUAUAAAGGUGUUUAAGGUGGUCAAUUGCAAGUUGUGCUUCCCUUUGACUCUCCUCUGAAGAGUGACAGCAUGGGAUCCUCAAAGCAACUCUCCAAAGAUCUGAAAACAAAGAUUGUUCAGUCUCAUGGUUUAGAGGAAGGCUACAAAAAGCUAUCUCAGAGGUUUAAACUGUCAGUUUCAAGUGUAAGAAAUGUCAUCAGGAAAUGGAAGGCCACAGGCACAGUUACUGUUAAACACAGCAGGUCUGGCAGGCCAAGAAAAAUACAGGAGUGGCAUAUGAGCAGGAUUGUGAGAAUGGUUACAGACAACCCACAGAUCACCUCCAAAGACCUGCAAGAACAUCUUGUUGCAGGUGGUGUAUCUGUACAUCAUUCUAGAAUUCAGCGCAAUUUGCACAAAGAACAUCUGUAUGGCAGGGUGAUGAGAAAGAAGCCCUUUCUGCACUCACCCCACAAACAGAGUCGCUUGUUGUAUGCCAAUGCUCAUUUAGACAAGCCAGAUUAAUUUUGGAACAAAGUGCUUUGGACUGAUGAGACAAAAAUGGAGUUAUUUGGUCAGAACAAAAAGCGCUUUGCAUGGCAGAAGAAGAACACCGCAUUCCAUGAAAAAGACCUGCUACCUACUGUCAAAUUUGGUGGAGGUUCCAUCAUGCUGUGGGGCUGUGUGGCUAGUUCAGGGACUGUGGCCCUUGUUAAAGUCGAGGGUCAGAUGAAUUCAACCCAAUAUCAACAAACUCUUCAGGAUAAUGUUCAAGUAUCAGUCACAAAGUUGAAGUUACGCAGGGGUUGGAUAUUCCAACAAGACAAUGACCCAAAACACAGUUGGAAAUCUACAAAGGCAUUCAUGCAGAGGGAGAAGUACAAUGUUCUGGAAUGGCCGUCACAGUCCCCUGACUUGAAUAUCAUCAAAAAUCUAUGGGAUGAUUUGAAGCAGACUGUCCAUGCUCAGCAGGUGUCAAAUUUAACUGAACUGGAGAGAUUUUGUAUGGAAGAAUAGUCAAAAAUACCUCCAUCCAGAAUCCAGACACUCAUCAAAGGCAAUAGGAGGACAGCGUCUAGAGGCUGUUAGAUUAGCAAAAGGAGGCUCAACUAAGUAUUGAUGUCAUAUCUCUGUUGCCCACAUUUAUGCACCUGUCUAAUUUUGUUAUGAUGCAUAUUGCAUAUUUUCUGUUAAUCCAAUAAACUUAAUGUCACUGCUGAAAUACUACUGUUUCCAUAAGGCAUGUCGUAUAUUAAAAGGAAGUUGCUACUUUCAAAGCUCAGCCAAUGAGAAACACAAAUCCAAAGAAUUAAGAGGGGUUCCCAAACUUUAUCAUGUGACUGUAAGGGAUGCUCUUAUGAUAAAGGUGUAUGAGGGUGUGAGAUACAAAGAACACAAAACAGUGCAAACGUCACUUCGGAGUAUUUCGGGUCAUUACCGUAUGGUCACGUAGGCACAAUACAUAGAAAGAAAAUAAGGCCGUGUGCUCCGUGGUUUCUCUCUCAGGUGGACGUUAGCAUAUCCUAAUCUCUUGGACCAAUAGCGUGAGUUUUCCGCAUUCGAAUUAUAUAACCGACAUUAUAAAAUACCAGAAAUUAUACGGUUUACCUGCAGGAGAACUUAAAACAUGAGUAUAUACAGUAAAUGGUUCUUUGUCAAGAAAUAGUUCCAUGAGGAACCACGCAACCCAGUAAAGAACCAUAAAAUGCCAUUAAAGAACCAGCAUUUUUAAGAGUGUACCUGAGAAACUGGACAGAAAAUCAAAGGAUGGAUAUUUGGUUAAUGGUGCAGCGGGUAACACCCUGCUUCAUCUGGUAAUUUGUGUGCCCUCUUUGUUGACGUUGCACAAUCUCUAGGUUGUCGUGUUGAAGUUUUUAUUGUGUGUGCACAUUAUGCUUUAUUUCUAUUCUUAUUAAAAAUCAGGGACUGUUGAUGAUGCGGUAAUUAGCUCUGUCUCUUGUGGAAUGAGUGCCUCCUCUCUUGUGGCAGACCCACUUUUUUGGAGCCUUGAAGCUUAAACUGUUAUGGGAGUCCCUUCACAAUCAGUGACAAGGUCUGGGUAACGACUGUUAUCUUCUUCGAUGGGGUUGCUCCAUGACAGACCACCACAAUUUUUUUUAAAAAAUGUAAGUAUUGCAGGUCAGAUUUUGAUUAAUAUUGCUGUACUGAACUGCAGUAUAUUAUUAAUAGUAUUUUCUAAAAAACCUUCUCAUACAUUGUGAAUUUCCCAUUGGGAUUAAUAAAGUAUCUAUCUAUCUAUCUAUCUAUCUAUCUAUCUAUCUAUCUAUCUAUCUAUCUAUCUAUCUAUCUAUCUAUCUAUCUAUCUAUCUAUCUAUCAUCUACAGUAGACACCUAAAAUUUGUAAGGUAUGUGGACUAAAGUGACUUCUGGGAUUAGAGAACUUGAAGUGUCAGCAUCAUUAGUUUCAUAGUAGAUCUGCCCCUUGUACCCCGUGAUUCUAAAUUGAAGUUAGUGUAUUUGACAAUGUCAGUCAAUUAUUUAAAAAGCAAUUUGUUGUUUUUUCUUCUUUGCCUUCCCUCCAAAUCUGUGAGUUUGAUUUUUUCCCUACAUUUUCUGUAUAUUGUUUUUCAUUGAUUCUUCUUUUUUUUGUGUGUGUGUAAUUACUGAAAUUCUUUAUAUAGAAAUUUUUUCUUUUUCUAAGUUUAGUUCCAUCCAGAAUUUGUGUAUUACUUUUCGAUACAGUUCUUGAUCUUUGGUUUCGUUUAAUAAUCCACAGCCGAUUACCAUAAAGUUCUCAAUUUAUGUGUCUUGUUAGGCUCAGGUUGUCAAAGAAAAAUUCAUCUCAUAGUGUUAUUAAACUGAUCAAAACAU